Molecule: messenger RNA, 1653 nt
Organism: Penicillium canariense
Lineage: Eukaryota; Fungi; Ascomycota; Eurotiomycetes; Eurotiales; Aspergillaceae
Exons: 2
Coding region: 1-1653 (550 amino acids)
Molecular function (GO): ubiquitin binding
Source: RefSeq, a predicted model, not a curated record
AUGGCGGAUUGCAGCGACGAUCUGAGAGAUGAGCUCGAGAACCAGUAUUGUCCGCCAGUGGACUCUGCCUUGUUUGCUGCAAUUGUCACCGACUUUGACCUUGGGAACCCUCACCAGGUCAGAUCAUUGCGCGAGACACUGGAUUCGAUCAAGGAGCUUGCGAUGCAGCAAGAAAAUCUUCCUUUCGAUCCUUCGGGCACCGCCAAUCAUCACCUGGAUGUCGCCGACUUGGGAGCAAACUCAUCUGCGCGCACAUCAAGUCCAGGCCAAGACACACUCCCCACCAACACAGAUAGCACUAGCCAGGCAUCACACCUUCUUGCGGAUGAGAAUAACACGAAAGGCUCAAAUCUUCAAAAUCCUUCACGCACAGCAUACACGGUUGCGGCCGAUGGGUCCAUUCAACUUGUCGGGGGCAGCGAUGAAGACAAGGUGAAUAUGUUGGUGGAGAUGUUCCCAGAUCUUUCCUCGUUCAAUAUCGAGCAGAGUUUGAAAAAGAGCGGUGGGGACAUCGAUAAGUCGAUGGACAUCCUGCUAAACUUGUCUUUCUUUGAUCAAGCACAGACGGACGAAGAUUGUGUCGUCAUCCCUAAAGGACUUGAUGGGUUCCUGGAUGGAAAUCCCGACAUUGGCCGCCAGAAGGGACGAAAGAAAAAGCGCAACAAGAACCAUAAGGUCGCAUUUGGACCGGCAUCUUCUUCUGAAGAUGCACCUGUCACGAAUCUGUGGGAGACAGGAAAGACUGAUGUGGAGUUUAUUUGCUCGCGUACUCCUGACCUUUCCCGACACAGAGUCGCAUCCGCAUAUACUGCCAACAAUAGGUCUCUGUCUGCAACGAUAAAGGCCUUGGCUGUCGAGGAUGCGCCGAAGGAUGUUGGCGAGAUUGAAGAUGAUCCCGUUGUGCAGUCGCAGAUGAUCGAACUUGCCGGCGAUUACCCUAACCUUCCCCAAACUACCCUUGUUGGUUUGCUUCGAAUCACACGUAAUAUGAUCUCCGCCGCAAACGAGCUGGCAGCUGAGAUGAUUCGUCAUCCAUCCGCUGUCUCGGUAUCUGAAUUAGUCAAAAUCACCGUUCCAAAACUCAAUCUCGACGACGAGGCCGCUGUUGUGGAUACCCGAGGUCGCGCUAAAGAGAAUGUCCGCAGCACACUCGAUUAUGAAGAUGAACAAGUAGUUGCAAAUACUUAUUUCGCGGCAAGAUCUGUUGCAAACAUGCAAGCAGCACAGGCCGCCAGGAAGGCCAAGUCUGACCCCUUGUAUGGAGGUGCUUCGCAAUACUACCGCGAAGUUGCGCAGCAGCAGCGUGAGCUUGCAAUGCAGCAUCUCUCUGCAGCCUCUGAGCGGCUUGUGGAUCGACAAUCCUCGAAUGGGGACCUCGAUCUGCACGGUUGUCAGGUCCCUCACGCGAUUCGCAUCUCGCGGGAGCGUGUUGAUGCCUGGUGGGACGGGCUAGGAGACACCAAGUACGUGCGCGGCGGCGGCAAGCAUGUGCACGGCGGCUUCAAGAUUAUCACUGGCGUGGGGCUUCACAGUCGAGAUGGCACCUCCCGCCUUGGCCCUGCCGUGAGCAAGGCUCUGAUUAGCGACGGCUGGCGCGUGGAGAUUGGCCGAGGUUUCUUGACGGUCAUCGGUGUGGAUCGUCGGUGGAAAUAA